ACCAGUGAUGCCCCACCAAAGCUACCGAACUGUUGACUGAAGCUAUUCAUAGCUUAGAAAAGACAACAAAAUGGUUUGAACCUAUAGUGCGACCUCGAUCAAGCACAAUUUAACCUUGUGAACAACCGAAUCUGCAAAAGUAUCUCCCACGAUGGAUGUGGAAGGUCCUAUUGAGGUUCCUGGAGAGGCAAACCCUCUUACGGAGGGGAUCCUCUUCAACGUGCUUCGCUCAGCAUCCUCGAGUGAUCCACAACAGAUUCAAAGCGGCACUAAACAACUACAGAAAUGGGAAACAUCAGAGGGCUUUUAUCCUCUACUACAAACCGUGUUCAUUGACCAGCGAGUCCCUCGAGAUGUCCGAUACCUAGCCAUAAUAAAGCUCAAGAAUGGCAUCGACAAAUAUUGGAGGAAAACUGCCACUAAUGCGGUUAGCAAGGAGGACAAAGCAAAGAUACGCGCGAGACUGCUCGAGAGUGGCAUAAAUGAAGCCGACGCACCGCUUGCUCUUCAGAAUGCUAUUGCGGUGGCAAAGAUUGCAAGAUUUGAAUAUCCGAAUGAUUGGCCGGAUGCGAUACAACAGCUUCUAAACAUCCUGCGUCAAUCCAUACUGCCAGGAGCUUAUCGUCUACACCUUCCACGCGCACUGCUCAUACUUCUGCACCUCAUAAAAGACCUAUCUGCAGGCCGUCUGUUACGGACAAAACAGAAUCUUCAGGCCAUCGCCCCUGAAAUACUGCAUGUGCUGGGAAAAAUAUAUUUAGAGAAGGUCCAGAUUUGGGAAACCUUUCUUCGUCAAGGUGGAGAUGACGAAGGAGGAGCACUCGAUGACAUUGAGACUAGCUUAAUGGCCAUCAAGGCCUUACGUCGUCUUUUGAUUACGGGUUAUGAAUUUCCGCACAGAGAUGCCGACGUUCAGCAAUUCUGGGCCAUUACCCUGCAAAAGCUUACUGAAUUCAAAGAAUUUCUUCCCAAAGACAGUCCUCUGUCUAUAGAAGUGCAAAGACGGAUCGCCAGGCAUCUCACGCAAUUGAACAAAUUGCAUGUGGAUAUGGCGAGGACACAUCCCUCCGCUUUCGUUCUGCUACCUCAAUUCUCCAACAUCAUACAAAGCUAUUGGGACACUAUCAUGCAAGUGGGAGAGACCUUUGGAAUACGGUCAGUCGAUGACAUUGGGGGUUAUGUUGGCAGUGAUGGUGAUGCCGGCGAUGAAUACGAAGACGUCACCUCGAUUCUCGAAAGAUCUUGCCAACGUGGCCUUCUCAUUUUCCGAGCUUGUAUCAAAAUGGUAUUCAAUCCAGCACAAACCUUCAAGUAUCGCCAGGAGAAGGAAAAGGAAGAAAGGACUCAAGCGCAGCAAAUUGUCAAGGAGCAGAUUCUCACCGAAGGCUUUGUCAGAACCAUUCUCGAGUUGGUCAUCACCAAAUUCUUUGUGUAUCGUCAGAGUGACCUCCGGCAAUGGGAGGAAGAACCGGAAGAAUGGGAGAAACGUGAAGAUGCGGAGGGCGAGGACUUUGAGUUCUCUAUUCGUUCGGCUUCUGAAAAGUUGUUUCUCGAUUUGGCAAUCAAUUUCAAGAAUAUUGUGAUAGAGCCUUUAAUCAAUGUCUUCUGCUCAGUCUCCACUCCAAAUGAAACUGCCAUAUUAUCCAAAGACUCGAUAUAUACAGCCAUUGGUCUGGCAGCACCAGUCCUAUCUCAGCACCUCGACUUCGAUGCUUUCAUAAAUAACACGCUUUUGCAGGAGGUGCGCCAGACAUUCCCAGGUUGCAGUCUUCUACGUCGACGGAUUGCCAUCCUGCUCGGCCAAUGGAUAACAGUCAAGGUCUCCAAUGACUCAAAACGCCCGGUAUACCAUAUAUUUGAACAGCUCCUUGAUAGGAAUGACAUCUCGAAUGAUCAAGUCGUACGUAUCACAGCAGCCAGACAUUUCAAGCAUGCAGCAGACGAAUGGGAAUUCAAGCCGGAGAACUUUCUGCCUUAUGCACCUACUGUUCUCACCCGCAUAAUGGAGUUAAUAGAAGAAGUGGAAUUGUCGGAGACGAAAAUGGCUUUACUCAACACCGUUAGUGUCAUUGUCGAGGGACUGGAGCAGCAUAUAAGUCCCUACGCAGAUCGAAUUGUCAAACUCCUGUCACCUCUGUGGGACCAGUCCGGACAGGAACAUCUCAUGAAGCAAGCAAUACUUGUGAUCUUGGCUCGUCUCAUCAACGCCAUGCGAGCUGAGUCUCAAGUAUAUCACAGUCUUGUUUUGCCAAUCAUUAAAGGCGCUGUUGAGCCCGAAUCAGAAACUCGGCUAUAUUUACUGGAAGAUGCCCUAGACCUGUGGGGUGCCAUUCUUGCGCAGUCGCCUGCACCAGCCUCUGCAGACCUGAUCGCACUAGCACCAUACCUGCUCGAUGUCUUGGAGACUGGAUCAGACGCAUUACGAAUAUCGUUGGAUUUGACACAGUUAUACGUGCUACUUGCACCAUCAGACAUUCUCUCGGACCAAUUUCGUGGUCCUCUGAUUCAGCGAUUAGCCAGUCUCAUGGGCACGCUGACGCCAGACGCAAACGGCACUGUGACUAGUCUUACUGAGAUCAUUAUCCGAGCAGCUCAUCAGUUUGGCGGGGAGCAAGCUAUACAGGUCCUUGUAGGAGACAUGGUCAGCACAGGCUUCCUUCCCAGGCUAAUCAAGGGCCUGAAGGGCGCAUGGGCAGCACAUCAACGCACUGGUCCUAAGGCUCCUGCUUCCUCGGUAGAUGGUAUCGUUGAAACCGACUAUUUCGCCGUUCUAGCGCGCAUCGGCACCGCGAGUCCACAAGUCUUGCUUGAGGCCAUCAAUAUGUCUCUACCAGAUGAGAAUCCAGAAGAAACCAUGAAGUGGCUUCUGGAAGAAUGGUUCAGCCACUUUGAGAAUAUCGCAGACCCGCCCCGCAGGAAGCUGAUGGCGUUGCUGUUCGCACGGCUUAUGGAAACCAAUGCAGAUUGGAUCCUGGCCAAGCUUCAGGAUCUCAUGACGGUAUGGACAGAUGUCAUCAUUGAAUUGACCGAUGGCACAAAUGAUCAAUCGACCGACUGCCUUGUAUGGGCCCCACCUGAUCCCAACACUGUCGACCUAAGCGCUCAGACCCCCGAGGAUGCUCGCAUGUCCGUACUCGUAUAUGCCGAUGUGGUACAUACUGUAAACAUAGUCGCGCUUGUCCGUGAGCGCAUCCAAGCAAGCAUCACCCUCUGCGGAGGCCAAGAGAGGUUCCACGAACUUUGGCUCGUCAACGUGGACAAGGAGGUCAUCGCUGCAUUCAGCAAACUGGAGGGUGUCAUGUGAGCGUUUUAUGGGACAUGGGAAACACUACGAUGCGCACGUAGAUUUGCCCGCAAUGGUUUGUUUCUUGUGGUUAUGGUGCAUAGCGAUAUAUACCCUCCCUGAUGCAUUCGUUCCUGAUAGAUAUGAGUUGAUGUGGUACCUGGCACAGGCUCGUGUUGACAUAGCAGGUAAUUCGGC
This is a messenger RNA of Pseudovirgaria hyperparasitica, 3481 nucleotides long. RefSeq names its product ARM repeat-containing protein. Gene Ontology annotation, molecular function: small GTPase binding. Gene Ontology annotation, biological process: protein import into nucleus. NCBI's taxonomy places the organism in Eukaryota, Fungi, Ascomycota, Dothideomycetes, Acrospermales, Acrospermaceae. Gene Ontology annotation, cellular component: cytosol; nuclear envelope. The transcript is spliced from 8 exons. The coding region runs from base 152 to 3304 and encodes 1050 amino acids. The record is from RefSeq and is a predicted model, not a curated record.